AUGGCUCUCGAAGCGCGCCUCCGCCUCCCGCUCGCCGGGCCAACUCCGGCCACCGCUUUCCUCUCAGGAUCCAACCCCAAACCCAGUCACAUAUCCUUCUCCCUCAAACCCGCCUCCACUUCUCUCUCCGCCGCCAAUGCGCCGCCGCCCAUCGUCGUCGUGGGCUCCGCCAACGCGGACAUCUACGUCGAGGUCGACCGUCUCCCUCUUGUCGGCGAGACGGUUGCCGCGAGUGCCGGUCACAGCCUCGCCGGCGGGAAGGGCGCCAAUCAAGCUGCCUGCGGGGGGCGGCUUGCGCUGGGGCCCACCUACCUCGUGGCGCGCGUGGGGGACGACGCCAACGGGCGCCUCCUCGAGGGGGCACUCGCGGACGCCGGCGGCGUCCGCCUCGACCGCGUCGCUCGCGCCCCCGGCGCGCCCUCGGGGCACGCUGUUGUCAUGCUCAUGCCCGACGGGCAGAACUCCAUCAUCAUCGUUGGCGGCGCCAACAUGGAGGGCUGGGCACCGGAGGUCGACCAGGAGGACCUGGACCUGAUCCGGCAGGCCGGCGUGCUACUGCUGCAACGGGAGAUACCCGAUUGGGUCAACAUUCAGGUCGCUCAGGCGGCAAAAGGUGCAGGUGUGCCUGUUAUUUUAGAUGCAGGUGGGAUGGAUGCUCCUGUCCCCAGAGAACUACUCGAACUGGUGGACAUUUUUAGUCCAAAUGAAACAGAGCUAGCACGUUUGACUGGGAUGCCUACCGAGACUUUUGAACAAAUCAGCCAGGCUGCAGGAGCAUGCCAUAAAAUGGGUGUGAAAGAAGUUUUGGUUAAACUUGGGUCACAAGGAUCUGCUCUGUUUGUGGAGGGAGAGGAGCCAAUUAGGCAGGCGAUAAUACCCGCCACAGAAGUAGUAGACACCACCGGCGCUGGUGACACCUUCACCUCAGCUUUUGCUGUAGCUCUGGUGGAGGGGAAGCCCAAGAAAGAGUGCAUGGCUGCCGCUGCCUCACUGUGUGUUGGAGUGAAGGGAGCCAUUCCCAGCAUGCCUGACAGGGAAACCGUGAUGAGCCUUCUAGAAUCUGUGCAAGCUGAAUAA
Triticum turgidum subsp. durum (durum wheat) is the source of this 1077-nucleotide messenger RNA. Lineage: Eukaryota; Viridiplantae; Streptophyta; Magnoliopsida; Poales; Poaceae. The record is from the annotation of a GenBank genome assembly.